AUGUCUGACUCUCUCAACGCCAAUCGGGAGCACUUCAAUAAAAUUGCUGCCGACUACGACAAGAGAUACGAGAAGGGCGUUGGCCAACUUGAGGAUGAAAUCAAGGCCUCUGCCGAGUUCAUUGGCUUGAAGCAGGGUGGGCGCGUGCUUGACUAUGCUUGCGGCACGGGUUUACUAUCAAGGGCAUUCGCCCCCCGAGCUAGCCAGUGCAUCGGCAUCGACCUAGCGGAGAGCAUGGUUGAGGCGUAUAACGCCAAGGCCAAGAGCGAGGGAACCUUCCCGGACAAGAAGGAGGCAUAUCUAGGAAACAUCACGCUCCCUGAUGACCCGUCGCCCGAAGCGUUUUCCGACCCCAAGUUCUACAACUUUGAUCUUGCGGGCGUUGGCGCUGGCUUCCACCACUUUGAUGACACGACUCUGUCUGCGAAACGUCUCUCUGAGCGCUUGAAGACCGGCGGUGUCCUGUUCAUCCUAGACUUUCUACCCCAUGCGCCCGAGGCAACUGGGGCGUUUGGGGUGACGCACAAUGGGUUCACGGAGGACAAUGUGCGGAAGAUGUUUGAGGACGCAGGCUGCGGGGGAGACUUUGCGUUCAAGAAGCUCAAGGAGCCGAUUGUACUCUGGGCAGGGGAGAAGGCUGAUCGGAGGAUGGAGAGGAAUGUGUUUUUGGCCAGGGGGACUAAGUUGUAA
Molecule: messenger RNA, 690 nt
Organism: Emericellopsis atlantica
Lineage: Eukaryota; Fungi; Ascomycota; Sordariomycetes; Hypocreales; Bionectriaceae
Product: putative 2-heptaprenyl-1,4-naphthoquinone methyltransferase
Exons: 4
Coding region: 1-690 (229 amino acids)
Source: RefSeq, a predicted model, not a curated record